Messenger RNA from Fusarium vanettenii 77-13-4, 1500 nucleotides. RefSeq lists its product as uncharacterized. The transcript is spliced from 4 exons. NCBI's taxonomy places the organism in Eukaryota, Fungi, Ascomycota, Sordariomycetes, Hypocreales, Nectriaceae. The record is from RefSeq and is a predicted model, not a curated record. Gene Ontology annotation, molecular function: oxidoreductase activity, acting on NAD(P)H, oxygen as acceptor. Bases 309 to 1343 code for a protein of 344 amino acids. Gene Ontology annotation, cellular component: intracellular anatomical structure.
UUGGGAAUCUGCAUCUCGGUCAAUCAUUGCUGUUGAAUUCGCGGGAUCCAAGGAUCAUCUUUUGCCUUUUUUGUUCCUGGGCGCCACACCAGCCCUGCACAUCCCUGCAAUAUCGACGUCAAGCUCCAGAGCUCAAGCUUCAUCCUGGAGCAAGCUGUUGCCACUUGAGCUCAUCGCUCCAGGUUAUCCCCAGCUUCUAGCUUUGCUAAGCCAUCAUUGUUUGCUUCCUUAAAAGCAAUCCACUCCCGCCGAUUCCUUUCCUUCUUUUGCCUCCCCUCCUCACAUAUCGUCAUAUUCUGUCCUUCAUCAUGUCUUUUGUACCUGUCCUCCGCCAGUGUGCGCGCCGCGCCGCUCCCACCGUCCUGCGCCCUUCUUUCACAGUCGCUGCCGCGCGUAAGAUUCACAAUGUUCCUCCUCGCCAGGACAAGCCUGGAAAGUAUGCCCAGACCGAUCCUGGUAUCGAGGUUGAGUACCCCGAAGACCACGAGCUUCCUAGCAGUGAGCCCGUCUCUGGUACUGGUGGCCAGUAUGUCAAGCCCACUCUGCCCACCUUUUCGCUUGACGGCCAUGUCGGUAUCGUCACCGGUGGUGCUCGCGGUCUGGGUCUCGUUAUGGGCCAGGGAAUGGUCUUUUCUGGCUCCAACCUUGCUCUUGUUGAUAUGAACAAGGAGGAGGCUGAGAAGCAGACAACUCUGCUCAUUGAGGCCUUCAAGAAGGAGAACCCCCGCGCUCGACGCAUCCCCAAGGUUACUGCUCACUACGCCGAUGUCUCUGACCCCGAGUCAGUUGAUGCUUGUAUCGCCGAGGUCGUCAAGGAGCACGGCAAGAUCGACAACCUCGUAACAUCGGCCGGCUUCACCGAAAACUUCGAAGCUGUCAACUAUCCCAUCGAUCGUCUGCGCAAGCUCUGGGCUGUCAACGUUGACGGAACCUAUCUUUUCGCGACCUCAGUCGCUAGGCACUUGAUGGAGCGCAAGUCUCCUGGAAGCAUGGUCAUGAUUGGUAGCAUGUCUGGCGCCAUCGUCAAUGUUCCCCAGCCCCAAGCUCCCUACAACGCCGCCAAGGCUGGCGUCCGACAUCUUGCAGCUUCUCUCGCUGUCGAGUGGGCUCAGGCCGGCAUCCGAGUCAACUGCAUCUCUCCCGGCUACAUGCUGACUGCAUUGACCCAGAAGAUUCUCGACGACAACCCCGACCUCAAGGCGAAGUGGACUUCUCUCAUUCCCCAGGGCAAGAUGGGUCAACCCCAAGACCUCAUGGGUCCCGUCACAUUCCUCCUCUCUGACGCUUCUUCGUAUGUCACUGGCGCCGAUCUGCGAGUUGACGGCGGCUACACUGUCACUUAAGUGUGCGGCAAGAGAAAAGAAGAGAAAAGAAAAACGGCCGAGAUUGUUUGUACAUGUUCCUUGGUGGGCAGGCUUGCCAGGCUAGAAGCGGGAUUGGGUUAGAUAAUGGUAAUGACAACUAAAAAACAUUCUGCCAACAAGGAACGCUCAACUGCCG